Aspergillus japonicus CBS 114.51 is the source of this 477-nucleotide messenger RNA. RefSeq names its product ubiquinol--cytochrome-c reductase subunit 8. Bases 66 to 356 code for a protein of 96 amino acids. Gene Ontology annotation, biological process: mitochondrial electron transport, ubiquinol to cytochrome c. NCBI's taxonomy places the organism in Eukaryota, Fungi, Ascomycota, Eurotiomycetes, Eurotiales, Aspergillaceae. The record is from RefSeq and is a predicted model, not a curated record. The transcript is spliced from 4 exons.
CUUCGUCCUAUUCCCUUUCCACACCGCGUUUCCUAAUACUACGAAACUCGUCGCAUACCUUCACAAUGGGUGGUCAUCUCGAUCCUAAGAACGGAAUUUUCCUCGGCACGUGGGGUGACCUCGGCUGCCCUACUCCCCAGCGUAUCACCUCCUACUCCCUCUCUCCUAACCGUCAGCGCCCUCUCGCCGGCGCCGGUCACGCCGCUAUCUUCAACACCUUCCGCAGAUUCAGACACCAGGUCCUCUACGUCGUUCCUCCCUUCGUUGCCGCCUACGCCCUCAUGAACUGGGCUAUUGAGCGCAACGAGUACCUCAACUCCAAGCCUGGCCGCCUUCUCGAGGGUGGUGACGAGUAAAUGUAACGUGCGAUACCAAGGGGAUCACUACGGGGAAGACAUGUAGCCCAGGAAGAAUGCAGGAAUUUGUUUGGUGAUUGCGAUGUACAGUAACUAGAAGCAAUCGAUUGUGUUGCGUGUG